Molecule: messenger RNA, 4812 nt
Organism: Plutella xylostella (diamondback moth)
Lineage: Eukaryota; Metazoa; Arthropoda; Insecta; Lepidoptera; Plutellidae
Gene: FBXO11
Product: F-box protein 11
Biological process (GO): ubiquitin-dependent protein catabolic process; regulation of apoptotic process
Molecular function (GO): zinc ion binding; protein binding
Source: RefSeq, a predicted model, not a curated record
UAAUCCGCCAUAUUUUUCUUGAGAGUCGCCCAUUGCUUGCUAGGUGUAGUAAAAUUAGUGAAAAAUAGAAAGAACAAUGAUUUUAUGAAUAAACGCUUAUAGAUUUAGUACCAGUGUUUAGUGCGUUAGUUGUUAAUUUUAAAUAAUUAGUAGUUACGUUGCUGAUUUGGUGGAAUCCGUGUUUCUCAUCUCGUUUCUCCAGUUCAAUCUAAACAGAAAAUGGCCGACGGUGUUGGUGCGGGUGUCUCCUUUGUUUAGGACUGGAUUUUAGUGAAAAUAAGCAUCAAAAGAAAUAAUGCCUAGUGCCUCGUUUUCCUCUUCGCGUUCUUACGUCCGUAGAUCGCGAAGAAAAGGUGGCCACCGUAUACCGCUACCGUCUAGGACCCAAUCGACUGAACCAUGUGAGUCGGUGCCGUGCCCUAACAACGUGCCAGGCAGCGCGAUGGCGGCCACAGCGGCGUGCGCGGGCCCGAGUGGCAGCGGCGGCGGCGGUGGCUCCCCGCCCGUGCCUGCAGCCGCCGCGGCCUCCACGCCCGGCCAUCACAGCCCAUAUGAUCUCCGGAGGAAGUCACCACCAGCGUACCACGAGCCCGGCCCCAGUGGCAGUGGCACCUGCUCUCUACCAGCUAGGAAGCGCCCUAGAACAUCGCUGUCCCAAGGCGUGGAUGUCAGCAACGUGUCCCAAUACCUGCAAUACGAGCUGCCAGAUGAAGUCCUUCUGUGCAUCCUGUCUCACCUGACCGAGCGAGACCUGUGCCGGGUGGCGCAGGUGUGCAAGCGGUUCAACACCAUCACCAAUGAUACGGAGCUGUGGAAGAGCCUCUACCAGUCAGUGUUCGAGUACGACACGCCACUCAUGCACCCGGCUCCUUGCCAGUUCGAGUUCGUGUCCACCGAGGACUGUGAGGCCGACAACCCGUGGAAAGAGAGCUUCCGCCAGCUUUACUACGGCAUACACGUGCGGCCCAACUACCGGCCCAAGAACCAGUCGGGGCGGAUGAAGCAUUUCAGCACUAUACGGAGUGCCCUCGAAUACAUCGAGGAGCGCAGCGGCGCGUGCUCGUGCGGCGCGGGCUCCACGUGCAGCUGCCGCCGCCCGCCGCCGCCCUGCCCCGCGCUCGUGUUCCUGCACGCCGGCCUGUACCAGGAGGAGCUGGCCGUCGACUCGGACGUGCAGCUCAUUGGCUGCGCAUCAGGCAACGUGGCCGAGUCCGUCAUCCUAGAACGCGAGGCGGAAUCCACUCUAACAUUCGCUGAAGGAGCGACGCGGGCGUACGCCGGCCACAUGACGCUCAAGUUCUCCCCCGACGCCACCAGCACCAUGCAACACCACAAACACUACUGUCUGGAAGUGUCGGACAACUGCUCGCCGACGGUCGACCACUGUGUCAUACGGAGCGCUAGCGUCGUCGGAGCGGCAGUAUGCGUCUCAGGCGCGGGCGCCAACCCGGUCAUCAAGCACUGCGACAUCAGCGACUGCGAGAACGUGGGCCUCUACGUCACAGACUACGCUCAGGGAGCCUACCAGGACAACGAGAUCUCGCGUAAUGCGCUCGCCGGUAUAUGGGUGAAGAACUUCGCGAACCCGAUCAUGCGCCGCAACCAUAUACACCAUGGGAGAGAUGUGGGGAUUUUCACGUUCGAGAAUGGAUUGGGCUACUUCGAGGCUAACGACAUCCACAACAAUAGAAUCGCCGGUUUCGAAGUGAAGGCCGGCGCGAACCCCACCGUCGUCCACUGCGAGAUCCACCACGGCCAGACGGGAGGCAUAUACGUUCACGAGUCCGGCCUCGGACAGUUCAUAGACAACAAGAUACACUCCAACAACUUCGCCGGGGUGUGGAUAACGUCGAACAGUAACCCCACGAUUCGGCGCAAUGAGAUCUAUAACGGACAUCAAGGCGGCGUGUACAUAUUUGGCGAGGGCCGAGGGCUCAUUGAACAUAAUAAUAUUUACGGGAACGCGCUGGCUGGGAUACAGAUCCGCACAAACAGCGACCCGAUAGUGCGGCACAACAAGAUCCACCACGGCCAGCACGGCGGCAUCUACGUGCACGAGAAGGGGCAGGGGCUCAUCGAGGAGAACGAGGUGUACGCGAACACGCUGGCGGGCGUGUGGAUCACCACGGGCUCCACGCCGGUGCUGCGCCGCAACCGCAUACAUUCCGGCAAGCAGGUCGGCGUAUAUUUUUACGACAACGGCCACGGAAAGUUAGAAGACAACGAUAUUUUUAACCAUCUAUACUCGGGCGUCCAGAUCCGGACCGGUAGUAAUCCGGUUAUUCGCGGCAACAAGAUCUGGGGCGGGCAGAACGGCGGCGUCCUAGUUUACAACGGCGGGCUAGGCCUGUUAGAACAGAAUGAAAUAUUCGAUAACGCGAUGGCCGGUGUCUGGAUCAAGACUGACUCAAAUCCGACGCUCAAACGGAAUAAGAUCUUCGAUGGCCGCGAUGGGGGCAUCUGUAUUUUUAAUGGUGGAAAGGGCGUGCUAGAAGAGAACGACAUAUUCCGCAACGCGCAAGCCGGCGUGCUGAUCUCGACGCAGUCGCACCCGGUGCUGCGGCGCAACCGCAUCUUCGACGGGCUGGCGGCCGGCGUCGAGAUUACCAACAACGCCACCGCCACGCUCGAGCACAACCAGAUAUUCAAUAACCGGUUUGGAGGGUUGUGCCUAGCGUCAGGCGUGUCCCCGCUGGAGCGAGGCAACAAGAUCUUCAGCAACCAGGACGCGGUGGAGAAGGCGGUGGGCGGCGGCCAGUGCCUCUACAAGAUCUCAUCUUACACUUCCUUUCCGAUGCACGAUUUCUACAGAUGCCAGACAUGCAACACGACAGACCGCAAUGCAAUCUGUGUAAACUGCAUCAAAACUUGCCACUCGGGACACGACGUAGAAUUCAUCCGCCAUGAUAGAUUCUUCUGCGACUGCGGCGCGGGCACGCUGUCCAACCAAUGCCAGCUGCAAGGCGAGCCCACGCAGGACACGGACACGCUGUACGACUCCGCCGCGCCCAUGGAGUCCCACACGCUCAUGGUCAACUGAGUGCCAUACACACCCCGCCACCGACGGUCAAGCAAUAUCAUAGUUACAAUACGGGAGUGCGCAGAUCUGCCGUGUAAAUUAUCUUCGUCGUGUCGCGUCGAGUCUGAAAACUUUACAUGAACGUUAUUAUUUAUUUUAGGUAUUAUUUGCCAGACUGCAAUGAUUAUUAUAGAAUAUUUUCUUAUUUUAAUUCGUGAAUUAUCUAAUUAUAAAUGUUAUAUCGAUACUAUUUUAUAAUAUACAAUUAUUGAAUAUCUCUUUUGCCACCGCAAUUUUGGUUUAGCAAUUAUGUUUAUUAUCUAAAACUUCGGAUUACUAUAGUAUUUACCAUGUGAGGAGUCGCUGAUUGGUACAGCUGUUUACUGUAAUGCCAUGUUAUUAUAAAAAUUACCAUUUACAUAUUAUUGAUUAUACUAUAUCAUUUUAUUCAAAAUGGGCAAUGUCGUUUGAUCAUAUAUUAUUUCUACAUCGUUACAAGUGUAUAUGUAGGAACACAUUUUGGUCGUCAGUACUUAAUAUUGUAUUUAUCAAGUAAUCUUGCAUUCCCAAAUUGUAAUUGUACUAUAAUCUUUAAAAAACAUUGGUAUCUAGAAUAAUGGUAUUCGUUUUAUAAGAUGUAUGAGUAGUCAAUGAUAUCUUCUAUAUUAUAGUUUCAUUAUUAUCAUGGAGAAUUAUUUGGUGUUGUGUUAAAAGCAAGUGUAUUAUUUAGUGAUUUACUUUAGUCUCUCGAUCCAGCGACUGCGGCAGUCAGGUCAGCUCGUUAUAAGUGAUAUUUUAACGAAUUGACGACGCAAUCAACACUCUUUGUUAGUGCAUUUAUUGAUUAGCUCCCUGACUAUACGUUCGGAUGUUUUAGUUAAUAAAGAUAGUUUGCAGCAUCGGUUUGGUUUGUGGGCGAGUAGUGUUCAGUGUUGUCCGUGAGGCGCCAGCCCGCGGCCGCGGCGCGUCGGCCGGAUCGGGCGGGGCCUCCUCAUUUCGAUUGGGAGUCACCCUCGCCUAACUAUAAGGGCGCUCCUAAUGCGCUUUGUAAAUAUUUUAUGUCACACAAUAAUCGAAAUGUAGUAAUUAAUGUAUUUGUAACAUUAUAUUUUUAUUAUUGAUCACAAUAUGUAUGUUAAAUAUGCUCGUGGGUGUCGCAUGUCGCGGCAUAAGGUUGUAUAGAGCAUGGAAGCUAAUCACUAGCCCUAGUUAGCGUUCCAAGUUAUCAAUAUCCGUCACGGCGGUCUUAGUGUAAAAUACAUGCAAAUUAAGAACGAAUGUGCGUAUUAAAUUGGUAAGAUCUUAGGUACAAUUGAUAUUUUAUUAUAUUGUUAAUUUAAAUUUGGUAAUGAUAUCGAUUGAGAAGCAAUGUUAGGAACGGAUGUCCCGUGCAGCGGCGGAGAGGUGGUAGCGAUAAGUCUAGCCAAUAAGCUAUAAUGAAGUCUAAAUUACUCAGUAUCCACAACUUUCGAAAUUGUUAAAUGUCUCCAUAGCACGGUAUGUCCUCUGAUCUGCUUUUUAUAUAUAAAAAAUAAUAUUCUUUAAUCUGUGAUCAUCGCUAAAUGUGUAAGAAAUAAUUUAGUUGAUCUCCAUGUUGUGAGUUUGGGUCGAUUUACAUCAGUAUCAAAAUUAUAUUCUGGCACAGCCGAUGCUUACCUAUUUACUCAUCGUGGAAAAUGUUAUUUAUUGAAUUCUCAGUAUGUUCUUAAAUUAUUAAAUUUUAAAACUGGAUAUUUUGUUUAUACAUUGAAAUACCACUGUAAAAGCCGUGAUAUACAUCGUAUAAUAUUAUA